AUGUUCACAUCCAAGGAGAGUGCUCGUAAGUUCCUCGGAUUAUACAAGAAUGAAAUCCGCCGGCGUAUAAGCAAAACGACAAGUGUUACUAAUUCGGACGCUAUGUCGCCGAGGCUGGACCAGACGACGAUUCAUGCACAGCAGAAUGAAGAUACAGGUCUUCCAAACAGACUGCUCAAGUUGCAAAAGUAUCACAGAUACCUGUCGACUCUCACGUCUCAGCAAAUGCCACUAGCUGCCCGCGGACUGGCUGUAUCUAAGGACCAGUCCCGGGAAUUCAUGGCUUGCUUCCCGGACAUCGUGAGGGACCUCACGGAAACUGACAAGCAUCUUGACGUGCCCGAAGCCAGCAAGUGGUUGGCCAAGCUUCUACAAUACAAUGUACCAAAUGGAAAGAAGAACCGUGGUCUCGCGACUGUUUUAGCCUAUAAAAUGGUGGAAAAGAAAGAAAAUUUAACGCCGGAAAACAUUCAUUUGGCGAACAUCAUGGGCUGGUGUACAGAAAUGUUCCACACCCUCCAGCUACUAUCUGGUGAUGUGAUGGAAAGAAGGGAAAUGAGGAGAGGAGUCCCUUGUUGGCACAAACGCCCUGAUGUCGGGCUAAGCGGUGUGAAUGAUGCCAGUAUGAUCCAAGCAGCCAUGUAUUCCACUCUGAAACGACACUUCUCGUCGAAGCCAUACUAUAAGAAUGUAUUGGAAAUGUUUAAUGAGAUGCUUCUAAAAUGUUCAAUUGGUCGCUUCUUAGAAAAACAAUUGUUGAGGACGGAUAGGCCGGACCUAUCUCUCUUUACAAUGGAAAAAUACGAAGCCAUAACAAAAUACAAGACUUCGUACUACACAUUCCAAAUGCCAGUUGGUUUGGCGUUAUUGAUGUCGGGAGUAGACGACCCGGAGACACAUAGACAGGCGAAGACUAUUUUACUAGAAAUGGGGGAAUUUUUCCAAAUUCAAGACGAUUUCCUAGACUGCUUCGGAGAUCCAGCUGUAAUGGGCAGGAAUGGAUCAGACAUCCAAGAAGGCAAAUGCACAUGGCUAGCAGUUGUCGCGCUACAAAGGGCAUCUCCAGAACAAAAGGAACUCAUGGAAAACUACUACGGCAGUUGUAAACCAGAGGACGUGAACAGAAUCAAAGAUCUGUAUGAAGAGUUGCAACUACCGCACACAUAUUCCGUUUACGAAGAAGCCACUUAUGAUCUCAUUAGAACACAAAUCCAACAAGUCACGAGGGGCCUUCCCCAUGAUUUGUUCUUCAAAAUUCUCGACAAUAUCUUUAGGCAACGUGUGUAA
Messenger RNA from Leptosia nina, 1287 nucleotides. The record is from the annotation of a GenBank genome assembly. Lineage: Eukaryota; Metazoa; Arthropoda; Insecta; Lepidoptera; Pieridae.